Molecule: messenger RNA, 1353 nt
Organism: Capronia epimyces CBS 606.96
Lineage: Eukaryota; Fungi; Ascomycota; Eurotiomycetes; Chaetothyriales; Herpotrichiellaceae
Exons: 2
Coding region: 1-1353 (450 amino acids)
Biological process (GO): mRNA splicing, via spliceosome; regulation of alternative mRNA splicing, via spliceosome
Cellular component (GO): nucleoplasm
Molecular function (GO): mRNA binding; N6-methyladenosine-containing RNA reader activity
Source: RefSeq, a predicted model, not a curated record
AUGACUUCGAAGUACUGGGGUGAUUAUGCGUUAUGGGUUGGCAACAUACCUCCCCAGGCAACGGUCAUGAGCCUCAGGGACUAUUUCAUAGAGCCAUCUGUGCAGGCCCUCCUCAGCAUCUCCUACAAUCCCGACGCCAGAUACGCAUUCGUGAAUUUCAGCACCGAGGCAUCUCGGUUUCGCGCCAUCGAGCACGCUGCGUGUCAUUUGUUUCAAGAUAGACGGCUAGACUGUCGUAUACGACAAGGCACCACGUCCAGAUCUACCAAGGUCAACUACGGGCUCAACCAGCCGGGCAAAGGUUCGAUUGCAAUUGCAAUCUACCGUGACAACCCGAACGAUCCCGUGCAAGACGCCGAGCAGAUUUCACAUUAUCCCGAGGCCGACAGAUCGCAAUAUGCGAAGGCGAAAUACUUCAUCGUCAAGAGUAGUUCUGCGCAAGCGCUCUCGCAAAGUCUGGAGUCAGGACAGUGGUUUGUGCCCCACCGGCACAUCAAGCGGCUGAAUCACGCAUUUCAGACAGCUAGCAAGGUCUACUUUAUAUUUUCCAUCAAUGGCUCACGCCGAUUCUUUGGCUACGCCGCGAUGAAAUCGGAGAUACAACCUGCCGUCGAGAUGUUUGACCAGUCAAACGACACCCACAAGGUACCAUUAUCAGCUCUGGACCUGAUACCGGAUUCAUUAGUGUCAACGGAAACGGAAACGGAAACGAAUAGCGAGCCCAGUCUGGGGUCCCGAUCUCGAACGCCCUCCCUCACAUCGUCGUCGUCAUCGUCGGACUCUUCGCUCGGCUCGAUCUACUACGAACCUGAGCGAAGAAGAAUCGUAUGGGAGGCUCCGCAUCAUGAUCUGACCUCUCCAGUUGCAGCGGCUGAAGAGCAAGAGCAGUCCUGCGGAUUCAGAAACCCGCGCACUUGUCCAUCACCAGCAUCGACAGUGGGCGAAGAACGCUUGCGCUGGACUGAUUUACCAACACCGAGAAUGGGCGAAGCACACCUGCGCUUGACUGAUAUACCAACACCGACACCUGGAUCAACCCUGCCCACGCAGGUUGCCGCUCCAUUCAGCCCCUUCUCGGCAUUUUCGCCCUUCAAGGCCGAGGAAAGCUCGCAAUCCAUCUCACGUCCCAGCCGGAUUCCCUUCAGCAGUCCCUGUCAAGUCAAGUGGCUCUCGGUCCAGAACGUGUCGUUCAAUGUGGUCAAAGGCUUGAAGAACCGGUGGAAUGGCAACAAGGAAGUCUACAUUGCAAGGAAUGUCACGGCGGUCGAGCCCAGCGCUGGAGCUACACUUCUGGAGAUUUUGGACAGCUUCAAAGGCCUCAGCCGAACCGUGACCUCGUGGCCAGGUCUUUGA